UCAAUUUUGCAAGUGGUUCUGAUUUACUAUCGCUGUUCUCUAGCUGAUCUAAACCCGCUUUUGACCUAAAGGGACACUUUUUGGACGCCAUGGACUUUUCUCAGUUUCCAGGCAGAAAGAACAGACAAAAUGCAGGCAGGGCACAGGACAAAGCACUAGGGACAAAAUAAAUGUUUUGCUAUGUAAAAUUUGUUUGGAAAAAAAUGGCUUUUUUAAAAAUUUUCAAAUUUCCGCCGGCGUCCGUACGUCCCGACGUCACAGGGACCGGAACACAGAAGCAAGAUGCCGGCAUCGGCCGGAGGAGAUGGCCGGGGACGCUGCAGGGGACACAU
Staurois parvus is the source of this 332-nucleotide messenger RNA. NCBI's taxonomy places the organism in Eukaryota, Metazoa, Chordata, Amphibia, Anura, Ranidae. The record is from the annotation of a GenBank genome assembly.